AUGAAAGGCCCCUGCGAGACAGCCAUGGUCAAGUCCCUGCUACUGUUGAUGUUGGGUCUUCUUGCCAUCCUGAGUGGUGCAGCUGCUCGUAAGAACCCCAAAACAGGGGUUACUGCCUCCCGGAAGGCUGGGAAUUGCCCUCCUCUGGACGAUAAUAGUGUGAGAGUUGACAUUCGUAUCUUCAAUCAAAACCAGGGCAUUUCUGCUCCACAUGACUUCCAGAACCGCUCCAGCUCCCCGUGGGAUUACAACAUCACCCGAGACCCCCACCGCUUCCCCUCAGAGAUUGCUGAGGCCCAGUGCAGAUACUCAGGCUGCAUCAAUGCCCAGGGGCAAGAAGACAGCUCCAUGAACUCCGUUGCCAUCCAGCAAGAAAUCCUUGUCCUUCGGCGGGAGCCCCAGGGCUGUUCUAACUCCUUCAGGUUGGAGAAGAUGCUGGUAAAAGUUGGCUGCACCUGUGUCACCCCCAUUGUCCACCACGCUGCCUGA
This is a messenger RNA of Psammomys obesus (fat sand rat), 489 nucleotides long. It is a transcript of the gene Il17f, whose product is annotated as interleukin 17F. NCBI's taxonomy places the organism in Eukaryota, Metazoa, Chordata, Mammalia, Rodentia, Muridae. The transcript is spliced from 3 exons. Gene Ontology annotation, cellular component: extracellular region. Bases 1 to 489 code for a protein of 162 amino acids. The record is from RefSeq and is a predicted model, not a curated record. Gene Ontology annotation, molecular function: cytokine activity. Gene Ontology annotation, biological process: inflammatory response.